GACAAACGAUUCGUCUGUUUAUCGUUCUUUUGAUCGAUGUAGAAAAGACAUUAUUUCUUGUCCGUUGAAUAAUCCUAUAACUUUUCCGUACUGCAUUAAUAUGUAUACGUAAGUGAAGAAAUAUGAGGAGGCAAGCGGAAGAAGAAGAAAAAGAAAGUAAAUUGAUAUUGACGCUGAGAUUCCUCAAGACAUACUAUAAAAUAAUAUUUGCCGUAACAUGGGCGAUAAUUUUGCUGCCCGCCUUUUUGGUCUACAAUGUUCCGGAAACGAGGUGCGCGUACACAAUUUUGCUGAUGGCUGGGUAUUGGAUCAGCGAAUGUUUUCCUAUGGCGAUAACCUCGCUUAUACCCUUGGUGUUGUUCCCGCUGUUCGGCGUCCUCAGCACAGCAGAUACCUGCAGCUGUUACAUGAAUGAUACCAUAAUGGUUUUCAUAGGAGGUUUGGUCCUCGCUGUGUCCAUCGAACAUAGCAACCUGCAUUUGAGAAUCGCUCUAGGAGUGAUGAAAACUGUUGGCUGUACUCACGGCAAAUUACUUGCCGGUCUCUGCGCGGUAACCUCUUUUAUAUCUAUGUGGGUUUCGAAUACCGCGGCUACCGCCAUGAUGGUACCGAUCAUAUUCGCGAUUCUAAACGAACUAGAACAGGCAGGACUGGGCCGAGUUUUCGAUAAGAUGCCAAUAGAUCCAGAAAAUCCGGAUUUGGAACCGUUAUACCGUGUCGGGCCAUAUUAUCUGCGAGGCGUGAACACAGAACUUCAAAGAUGCAAAUACAAAUGGAUACUCGUUGCUCGCCGUAGGCAACUGCAGCCGACAAAAGUGACGAAGGCGUAUUUGCUGGCAGCAGCGUACUGUUCGACGUUCGGUGGUACAGGGGCGCUGGUCGGUACAGGCACCAAUCUUACGUUCAAAGGGAUCUACGAGAGCACGUUUCCCGAAUCCGGUGGCAUCAACUUCACGCAGUGGAUGGUCGCGGCACUUCCACAGAUGAUAGUGAACACCGCGUUGACGUGGCUGUAUCUUCGCAUAGUGUUCAUGGGCUAUUUGAGACCGGGUAGCAAGGACGCGCAAAUGGCGAACAUCGGUGAGGAAGGUGAAGCGGUGACGAAUCGGGUCGUACAGCAAAGAUACGCCGAACUGGGUAUCUUUACGUUUCACGAAAAAGCAGUUGCAACGCUUUUUGCGACAUGCAUAUUUCUCUGGAUAUUUCGGAAACCUGGCUUCGUACGUGGAUGGUCCGAAGUGAUAACGGAAAUAGAUGUACGAGAUUCGACGCCUGUCAUAUUCAUCUCGAUUCUGAUGUUUUUUAUUCCGAAAGAUCCCAGUUUCAUUUACAGUUUCAGCAAAGAUCCCGAGAAAAGACCACGCGUUUCUUCGGAAGGUUUGAUCACGUGGGAUGUGAUCGAGAAAAAAAUGCCUUGGAGCUUAAUGUUUCUGUUAGGCGGUGGAUUCGCUAUAUCCAAAGGCAGUAUAGCCUCUUGCUUGGCUAAAAGAAUCGGGGAAGCCUUGGUACCGCUCAAGUAUUUACCACCUGCGAUGAUCUUGUUCCUUGUUUCCUUGUUCGUCGGCACUAUUACAGAGUUCACGAGCAACGUCGGCAUCGCGAACAUUACUUUACCGGUGAUCUCUCAAAUGUGCGUAGCAAUGGAGAUUCAUCCGCUUUAUUUGAUGGUACCCGCAGCCAUAAUGUGCUCCUAUUCGUUCCGAUUACCGGUUGGUACACCACCGAACGCGAUCGUCACGAUCGUGGGUAAAAUUCCAACCAAGUGGCUAAUGAUAGGAGGUUGUGGCCCGGCUAUUUACGGGCUCAUAGUUCAGGGUAUUUUCUUCAUUGUUUGGGGCACUUAUAUUUUCGGUAUCAGUGAUUUUCCAGCGUGGGCCUCUCACGCUCAUGCGUCCGAGGCAAAUUCAAAGUGCAAUUAAAUUAGACUAGAUUAAAUGAAAUGAAAUAAAAUCA
Megachile rotundata (alfalfa leafcutting bee) is the source of this 1953-nucleotide messenger RNA. Its product is annotated as protein I'm not dead yet. The record is from RefSeq and is a predicted model, not a curated record. NCBI's taxonomy places the organism in Eukaryota, Metazoa, Arthropoda, Insecta, Hymenoptera, Megachilidae. Gene Ontology annotation, biological process: succinate transport; citrate transport; transmembrane transport. Gene Ontology annotation, molecular function: citrate transmembrane transporter activity; succinate transmembrane transporter activity. Gene Ontology annotation, cellular component: plasma membrane.